CUACAUGCGCCACACAGCUAACGCUGUUAAAAUGCGACAGUAGUGCUGAACAACGUUCGAAAAUCUGCAUAUCCAAUAUAGGUUGGACAUUAACUCGUAAAAUGUAAGGAAACCCCUUUUAAUGUAAACACAAUUUAGAUUUGACCUGACUACGACAUGUGCGAUUCACCAGAAAAUCAAACGCUCCAGGCUCGUCUGCGAAGUUUGGAAGAGUUGACGGAGUUCACCGAGAACUGCCAGAGACAACUGAAUGAGCUGUUCGAGACGCUGGGAUGGAGACAGGACCUGGACAACGGCUCAGUUCAGGAGCCGAUGGAGGUGUGCCCCUAUGACCCGAACCACAGAGUGCCAAGCAGGAGCAUGGAGAGACACAAAGCCACCUGCCAACUCAGCCAGAUGGGAUACUCCCAUGAGGAACAGGCUGAGAUGUAUGACACCUCUCUGUAUUAUGAGAAUGCCAGCAUUACCAGCUUCACAAUGGACAAACAGACACAGCAACAAGUGAUUCUACAAGCAAGAGCAAGUGCACCGUCAAUUAGGACAGAGGGACUGUACAGCCAAAGUGAAUACUCCACAGAUCCUUCAGAAGUUCCUCAGAACCACAAGCGAGCUAUCUGUGACCUUACUGUGGCAGACCGACUGGCUCUUUUUGAUCACGUGACAAGGGAGGCCAUCCAACAGAAGGAUCAAGCUGUUGCAACCGACAACGAGGACCUCUAUGUUGAUUUGGUGGCCAAGCUCAAAAAGGGUAACGAUCAGAACGAGCACAAGUCUCACCUGGAGCUGAUGGCUGAGAUGAGGGAUUACAAGAGACGGCGGCAGUCUUACAGAGCCAAGAACGUCCACAACACAAAGAAGUCCUACACUGAGGUGAUUCGGGAGGUAAUUAAUGUCCACUCUGUUGAACUGUCCAGUCAGUGGAAAGAGGAGGAGAGGAAGGAAGAGGUUAGAGAGUCCAAACAUGCCCCUCACAGGAGAAGGUCUGAGGACAGACGGUCUGCCUCCACAGAGUCCCGCCAAUCUCAUGUCAGCUCCAGGGAUGGACACGGCUCCCACCACAAAUGCCACCGCAGCAAAGACCCCAGCCCAGAGCAGAGCCAGGAGCGCAGCCGAGAGAAGGAGAGCAAGAAGAAGAGAAAGAGGGAUUCCUGCUCUCCGGAUGAGAGACCUCAUGAUCGAAAGAAGAAAAAGAAGAAAAAGAAGAAAAGGGAAGAGAAGUGAUUUUCAAGAUUAGUGCUUUGGCUUGGAAAACCAGAGAUUAGGGCAAGGAGCCAAUCAAAGCUACGUUCCAAUGAUCAUAAUAGCGUACCACUUAGAAUGCACGCCUUCAUACUAAGUGCUCAAUUCAUGGCUUCAUACUAAAUGGUAUGCAUGUGUCGAUAUUGCAGGAAAAUCUUUCUUUGUUGUAAUCUGAUGAUAUUUUAAAGCAACAGUGGAGCUCUAAACAUUUGUCUUAAACUGAGAGGUUAUUAAAUGCCUGUUGUAUUAGAUUACAGAAUGUAAAUAAACUGUUAGAACACGAUUCUCAGAAUUCUGUUGUACAUUCAGGAUUACCCCUGUGUUUGAUGUUUAAAGUUAAAACUACAUUGUGUUUGAGCUUUGAAUAGAGAAUAAAAGCUUCAUAUGUGUACUUUAA
Molecule: messenger RNA, 1636 nt
Organism: Oncorhynchus kisutch (coho salmon)
Lineage: Eukaryota; Metazoa; Chordata; Actinopteri; Salmoniformes; Salmonidae
Gene: snrnp48
Product: small nuclear ribonucleoprotein 48 (U11/U12)
Exons: 9
Coding region: 157-1221 (354 amino acids)
Cellular component (GO): nucleoplasm; U12-type spliceosomal complex; cytosol
Source: RefSeq, a predicted model, not a curated record